Dacryopinax primogenitus is the source of this 423-nucleotide messenger RNA. RefSeq lists its product as uncharacterized. The transcript is spliced from 3 exons. The coding region runs from base 1 to 423 and encodes 140 amino acids. The record is from RefSeq and is a predicted model, not a curated record. NCBI's taxonomy places the organism in Eukaryota, Fungi, Basidiomycota, Dacrymycetes, Dacrymycetales, Dacrymycetaceae.
AUGAUUAUAUCUGUGCAACUUUCUCACCAAGGUUUGCUCAAGUUGAAAGGAACCUUUGAAGAGCAGGAUAUUAAGAUGUGCACAGGCCAAGCUGCACCAGGAUCACCAACCUAUUGCUGGGCCAGCAUACUUGUGAAUGCUGCACUACAAUCCCCACAUGGGAUCAAAUAUUCCAGCCAAGAGGAUGUCCACCCCUCUACUACUACUGGAGGCGAGGUGGAUGAUCGUGAGUCAACUAUGACAUAUGACCAAGAGGGCGAGGAUGAGGACAGCAAUGUAGAGUCUGUGAAGAUGUCACCAGAGGUUGAUGAGGAGGGAACAGGCAAAGAGGAGAUAGAGAAAGAACAGUCACCUGACAGGCUCAAAACAGUGCCGGUCAAGAGGUGUAUUUUUACACCAGAGAGGAAUGAAAACUGUGAUUAG